CAUUGUCCAAAAGGGGAGAAAUAACCGACACUAACCCAUGCAAAAUUGAAAUUCCAACAGCCACGACGCCCCCCAAUACGACAUCGUCGUUUCAAUUCCUUCUUUCUCUCUCUCCCGCACACCAUCUUCAGCUUUUCCUUUUUAUGCACCCAUAGAUCUUAUCUUGCUUCACUUCUCAUCGACAAAUUCAUCUCUGAUAAUUGAUUUUAUUGAAUAAAUAAUAUUAUUAAUAAACAAGGAGAGCUGGAUCCGUCACAGGAACCAGCGCAGUCCUUGAAGGCAACCGCCGCGGCUAACGGCCAGAUCCGUUAUCGCACCCCUUCCUCUGCUGAACUCCUUGAGACCGGUGCUUCAUCUGGCGCCAUUUCUCCCACCCAUUCCGACCACCUCCUUCACCAAUUGCCGUCUGAGAAGAUGAAGCGCCCGGUGCCGCGGCAUGAGUCUGUUUCUGACAAGAUCCAUAGGCACCGGGGUGUUCUCUUGGUCAUUUCGAUCCCGCUCCUCUUGAUCGCAUUUGUCUUGUUUGUCGUGCCGAGUCGUUCCCCGGCGGCCGUCUUGGAUGAGUACGAACUUAAUAGCCGGAAAAUGUCGCCGAAUUUGAAAGAUGCCAAGAGAUACGCGGUUAUUUUUGAUGCGGGAAGCUCGGGGAGUAGAGUGCAUGUCUAUUGUUUUGAUCGAAAUAUGGAUCUUGUUCCCAUUGGGAAAGAUCUCGAGCUUUUUGUUCAGAUUAAACCAGGUUUGAGUGCAUAUGCAAGUGACCCACAGGCUGCAGCUAAUUCUCUUCAUUCGUUGCUUGAUAAAGCAGAAAGUGUAGUGCCCAAGGAGCUAAGAUCGAAGACUCCUGUCAGGGUUGGGGCUACUGCAGGCUUGAGGGCAUUGGGUGCUGAGGCAUCUGAGAGAAUUUUGGAUGCAGUGAGGACUCUUAUGAAAGACAGGAGUACCCUGAAAUCUGAGGCAGAUGGAGUAACUGUUCUGGAUGGUUCUCAAGAAGGUUCUUAUGAAUGGGUUACAAUAAACUACCUAUUAGGAAAAUUGAGCGGAUCAUAUUCUGAUACAGUUGGAGUGGUUGAUCUUGGUGGAGGAUCUGUUCAAAUGGCAUAUGCUAUCUCAAAGAUGGACGCUGAAAAGGCUCCAAGGGUAUCAGAUGGAGAGGAUUCAUAUAUAAAAGAAAUGCGUCUGAUGGGUUCUGACUAUUACCUCUAUGUUCACAGUUACCUUCACUAUGGUUUAUUAGCAGCUCGAGCAGAAAUUUUAAAGGUUUCUGAAGGCUCUGAUAAUGCAUGUAUCUUGGCUGGUUAUGAUGGGGUUUAUAAAUACGGAGGAGUGGAGUAUAAAGCAUCAGCUGCUGCUUCUGGUUCAAGUUUUGAAGGAUGCAGGAGUCUUGCUUUGAAGGCUCUCAGAGUUAAUGAUUCAGCAUGCACGCAUAUGAAAUGCACAUUUGGUGGAGUAUGGAAUGGUGGAGGCGGGGAUGGACAAAAAAAUUUGUUUGUUGCUUCAUUUUUUUUCGAUAGGGCUGCUGAGGCUGGUUUUAUUGAUCCCGCUCUACCUGUUGCGCAAGUUAAUCCCUCUGAUUUUAAGGAGGCAGCUAAGCGCGCUUGUGAAACUAAACUUGAGGAUGCAAAAUCUGCAUAUCAACGUGUCGAGGAGGGUAACUUGCCAUACUUGUGUAUGGAUCUUGUCUACCAGUACACAUUGCUUGUAGAUGGAUUUGCUCUUGAACCUUGGCAAGAUAUUACAUUGGUGAAGAAGGUAAAGUACAGGGAUUCCCUUGUUGAAGCUGCAUGGCCACUGGGCAGUGCCAUAGAGGCCGUGUCAACAUCACCGUGACUCUAAAUUACAUCUGCUUAAUCGGCAAGUGAAAAUUCAGUGGGAUUGGCACAUGUUCCUUGUUCCUUGCAUCUGCAUCUACAGAGUUUAUUAUUCUUGAGAAGUCACCAGGCACAUGAAAUGGAAAUUGGAUUUUGGCCCAUAUAAUAGGAAUAACGAGAAAGGAAUAGCUCCAUUUAUCAUCAUUUGUAAUUACCUUACAAAAUCUUGUGAUUUAUGACUUUGAGAGAGUGAUUCGAUUCAAUUACUUCA
Molecule: messenger RNA, 2079 nt
Organism: Manihot esculenta (cassava)
Lineage: Eukaryota; Viridiplantae; Streptophyta; Magnoliopsida; Malpighiales; Euphorbiaceae
Product: apyrase 2
Exons: 9
Coding region: 415-1827 (470 amino acids)
Biological process (GO): nucleoside diphosphate catabolic process
Cellular component (GO): membrane
Molecular function (GO): nucleoside diphosphate phosphatase activity
Source: RefSeq, a predicted model, not a curated record